Messenger RNA from Corticium candelabrum, 772 nucleotides. Its product is annotated as protein Abitram-like. Gene Ontology annotation, cellular component: dendrite; filopodium tip; lamellipodium. Gene Ontology annotation, biological process: regulation of filopodium assembly; dendrite morphogenesis; regulation of actin filament polymerization. The transcript is spliced from 6 exons. The record is from RefSeq and is a predicted model, not a curated record. Gene Ontology annotation, molecular function: actin filament binding; actin monomer binding. Lineage: Eukaryota; Metazoa; Porifera; Homoscleromorpha; Homosclerophorida; Plakinidae. Bases 14 to 580 code for a protein of 188 amino acids.
CUCUAGUCUGACUAUGGCGUCUUCUGAAUUAUCGAAAGCAAUGGAUGAAUUUGGAGUCACUGGAGAACAUGUACCAUACAUUCAGCGUUACUUCAAACGAGGAUACGCUAUCGACGUGAAGGGAAGACCCAGGGAAGACCAUUGCGUACUACAGCACAGUAACAGAAUGUGUGUUUUGUGUUUGGCACCUUCACAUCCGAUUGUGUGCAAUAAAGAUGUUCAGGUGACGAAGGUUGACUACAAGGUAACUAAUCGGCUUGACAGAACAAAGAAUAAAGUAGUUGGCAAGCGAAAAAAAGGAGCACAGUGGCUUAAUCCAUUAUCACCUGUCUGCAUUGUAUAUUGUAGUGAUGGCAGUCAGUACACUACAUACAGCUGCAUUCGAUCAAGUUUGCUUGAGAUCAAUGAUCAACUUCUUGUGACGCCAAAUCUUCUAAAAGAUGCACCUGAAGCAGAAGGAUACUUGGCUAUUUUGAGACCAAAGUUUGCUGAAAGUGCCGACAUCUUGCAGUAUUUAGAAACCGAAGAAAAUUAUAAGCAAAAGCGACAGCAGAGAGACAUGGACGAAGUUUUGAAAUGAUGUUGUUAAUAAUAGAGUUUACUUACUGGAAAAUUGAUGUUUGGUUUUCGUUCUCGAAUGAUUGCACAUUGGAUUAGUGGAACUUGCUCAUUGUUGCAAGUGUCACGUGAUAUAGACAGGCCACAGCAGUAGGGAUUGCUAGAAUAAAAGUUAUACAGCACGCAGUACAAGUUUGGAAGUACAAUGACAAGG